Molecule: messenger RNA, 4527 nt
Organism: Hemibagrus wyckioides
Lineage: Eukaryota; Metazoa; Chordata; Actinopteri; Siluriformes; Bagridae
Gene: nkx6-1
Product: NK6 homeobox 1
Exons: 3
Coding region: 2898-3854 (318 amino acids)
Biological process (GO): cell differentiation; regulation of transcription by RNA polymerase II
Cellular component (GO): nucleus
Molecular function (GO): RNA polymerase II cis-regulatory region sequence-specific DNA binding; DNA-binding transcription factor activity, RNA polymerase II-specific
Source: RefSeq, a predicted model, not a curated record
AAAAUAAGUCCCUUGUGGAAAUGCAGGAACAUUUUUAAGCAUGUGUAGCUAAAAAGGUACAAGGAAGUGUUGAGGACAAUUCAGUGGGUAAGUGAAUGGCAUAGGCAGAUUUUAGUUAUUAAUGAUUCACUCCAACACCAUUAUCUAUUAUCAUGUACAAUCAAUCUCAUAACAAAAACCCGUCACUAAACCCCAGUCACUUUAACACCAAUAUAGGGUGGGUGUGUGUAUGUAUAUAUGCAUGUGUAUAUACACGCAUACAUACACAUACACACACUUCAUGUAUUCAUGAACUUAUGAAGUUUAACAUGCAGUGAAACUAUUCAACCUUGAGUCUCUGGUGUCUGCUUUAAGUGUCUUUUAACACUGUCUUCUCUGUAGCAUGAUGAGCAGCAUUUUGAUGUAAAUUGAGAGGUAAUAAAAUAUAGGUUUGUUUAGGGAACAACUGGUAAUGGCUACUAUAAAACAAAACCCAAAUUAACUAGUUCCACAAUAUUUAAUGUAUCUAACAAAAGUUCAAGAUAUCUGUUCACUAAUGAAUACAAAAAAUGUGAAGGGUCAGAAAAUUGUUGGUUAGAAGAUGCGUCAAAAAAAUUGGAUUUUUAUGCUUCUCCUAUACAAAGUCUCGUUUACACAAUAAAUUCAGAAUAGCCUUUCAAGCCUUUAUUGUGCAGCUCAAGCACAAAACACUGCUUAGUGCAACCAACAAGUCAUUUUCUUACGACAGUAUUCUAGUCAUCCGGGCAUAUGUUGGCCCAUGAAUGGUUUUCCCACUAGGUGGCGGUGUAGUGGUGAAAAUGAGACGAUUUUACGAUUAUAGUUCAGUUAAGCUGGGUCACCGCUAGGUGUCGUUACAGUUGUAGGAGUUUAAUAGCUCGAACCCUUACAAGGACUGAAUCCCAUAUACAGUAUUUCCCUAUAUUAAGACACUAAUUUAUAGCUUCUACACUAUAUGUGCAACACAAUAUGGCGGAUGAUCACUUAAUAUAAGGAUUCAAAGAUAUUUAUCUCAUUUUAAUGCUGUUUAGGUUGAAUUCAGAUAUCACAGAAUAAUUACAAUUAAGACGUUUUAAAUAGGAUUGUAUACUGCUAUUUCAGUUGGUGUAUUUCUUCUAAAUAAAAUAAUUAUUGUGUAUAUCAUUUACAUUAUUUUUGUUGAUAAAUUGUGCUGUUAAUUAGGAGCAUUUAUGAAAUACCUGUCCUGUCCUACUCUGUCUAUUUGCACGCUGUUAAUAUUAAUACUCGCUUUCUGUCUACUGAAAGAUGGCAGACUACUCGUGGACUUUUAUUAAUGGCACCGUUAGUCUGUUUUAGUCAAAAAUAUUUGAUUGGGUUACAAAUUAUGUAUAAUUUAAUAUGAGAGAGAGAGAGAGUGUCGAACCAGUUAAUUUAAGACUAAUGUAAAAUAAUCAGUAUAAUAAAAAAACUAUAUUUAUAUCCAACCCCGGCUUUUAUAUUAUCUAUUUGUUUAUUUUAGUUUAUAAUAUUAUUUCAUUUUAUUUUACAUAUAACUUUUACACUCCAAAUAACUGGUGUUAUGCAAAUAACACUUGUUCCUCACUCCUUAUAGAACUUUCCCAAUUUAUACGGGGAUAUAACUAGGAGAUGUCACAUGAAAGCUGCCACUCUUUUCUUUCGAUAUAAAUAUUUUAUUUUAUUUUAUUUUCUUCAUAUGCAGUCAAGCCUACCGAUGACCCAUGUGUCCAUCACUACAGAUCAGGACUGAAUAUGAACCUUUUUGGAGAAGGUUUGGUUAAAUCAUGUCUCAAACGAAGGAGAUGAUUCUCAGGAUUAUAAAUCUAUUUUUUAUUUGAAUUUAAUUUUAUUUAUUUUUUUUAGCCUUAAUUAAUCCAGCAUUUCAUGCGUUUCAACAUUUAAAUUUUUUUCCAUAUUUGAUGUAGCCAGGAAAUAUUGCCAGUUCUUUUCUUUUCUUUUUUUUUUUUUUACCUUAAAAUGAUUGAACAUCUUUGGUCGUGUGUUAAAAAAUGACAAAAUAAUUGGGUCUUUGUGUCAAGUGGAAAAUAAAAACACAACCCUGAAUAUGUCGAAAUUAAAAAGCGCAGAUGUAGACUAUACAACCUGCACUGCCUGCCUAGGUGAUGUCCUAUUAUUUAGAGAAAUAGAUCUCAAAUGAACUAGGUUGAUUUUGUCCAUUUUUAAAAGUAUAUAGGUAUUUAAUAGCGGGUGGCAGCUCUUUUAAUGUGCAAAUUUAAAGCGGUGACAGAGAGCGCCAAUGAAAACAGACUCCUAAAUUCAGUCCAGCACUUUUCCCCCCCGUCUGUGACAGUCAUUACGUCACGGUGGGCUUUAGCCAAUCACAGCGGUGUACGAGUCCUUCUACUUUCUAAGUGACACGCUCAAAGUUUAGACUUUUUCAGCAAAAGGACAGCAGGUCGAUGAAAAUGUUUUAUUAUCUUCCAGGUCUUCAUAUGUGAACUACCAAGAAAGACUGCCAUUUUAUUUAUAGAAGAUUUCAAAACAACACUGAAUAGCAGCCUAUAGCUGUCGAGGCGAACUCUCUCUCUCUCUUUUUUUCUGUCUUCCUCUUUAUUCUAAGAGAAUGCCAAAGCUUGAACAUUUGCAAUGUUUUGAACUCAGCGAUUGCUUUUUGCCUGGGAGGAGAUGGCUAUAACACGGCAGUCUGAUUAAUUCGGAAUUUUAAACGAGAAAAAAAUCCAGCACUAAGCCUGUUUUUUUUUUUAAUGCGAUGCUUUUUAUGCGCUGUUUUGCGAUUUCGUGCACUUUGUUGCAGAAUAACCUGGUCUUUUUGUCCUUUGGGCGCUUUUAUACACAGUAAAUAACCUCACUCUUUCUUUCUUUCUUUUUUUAAAAACCCGUUUUUACAACUCUUCGCGUAAUUGCACAUUUCAGACGUUUUGAACUGUAGUUGCUCGGUUAUGUUAGCUGUGGGGCAAAUGGACGGACCUCGUCAGGGCGCCUUUCUCCUCAACACCUCGCCUUUAUCUGCUCUGCACAGCAUGACCGAAAUGAAGACGCCUCUCUACCCGGCUUACCCGUUACCGUCUAGCGGUCCGGCGUCGUCUACCUCCCCUACCUCGACCUCUCCCAACCCGGGCGGGGUCCCGGUGUCUUCCCCGGGGAUCAAAACAUCAGCGGCUGGACUCUCGGCUCUCGCAUCCCAGCAGUGCGGGACUUCGGCCACCCCACACGGGAUAAACGACAUCCUCAGUCGGCCGUCGGUGGUCUCUUCUGGAGCAGCGACCUCUCCAGCCGGUCUGCUGUCUGGUCUGCCCCGCUUCAGCAGCCUAAGUCCACCUCCUCCUCCGGGGCUUUACUUCAGCCCGAGCGCAGCUGCCGUGGCCGUGGCCCGCUACCCCAAACCUCUGGCCGAACUGCCCGGCCGGACCCCUAUAUUUUGGCCGGGAGUGGUGCAAAGCCCGCACUGGAGAGAUGCCAGAUUUGCGUGUUCACCUCAUCAGAACUCAGUGCUGCUGGAUAAGGACGGAAAGAGGAAACACACAAGACCCACGUUUUCCGGUCAGCAAAUUUUCGCGCUGGAAAAGACUUUUGAACAGACCAAGUAUUUAGCAGGACCGGAGAGAGCGCGUCUGGCCUACUCCCUGGGCAUGACAGAGAGCCAAGUUAAGGUGUGGUUUCAGAACCGGAGAACGAAGUGGCGGAAGCGGCAUGCGGCUGAGAUGGCCUCGGCCAAAAAGAAACAAGACUCGGAGACCGAACGGCUGAAAGGUGCGUCGGAAAACGAAGACGAUGACGACGAUUACAACAAGCCUUUAGACCCAAACUCGGACGACGAAAAAAUCACGCAACUGUUGAAGAAACACAAACCGAACCCCGGGCUCAUAAUGCACGCAGGGGACACCGACAGCUCGUAAAGAAGCCCACGGAAGGAUCCGUGUUGACUCUCCAGUGCAGAAUUAACAUAAAAUAACUGCGUGUUUUCAUUCAGUUGUGAAAUGUCUGUGAGCGUGUUUUCACGAGGAAAAAGGAUGCAAAAAUUUCAUGCACUGCCGGAGGAACUGAGCGCAUCACACACUGCAAGCGGACCUUAAUGUAAAAACAACAGCGUGAGUUGUAUUGAAUAGAAAUUAUAUUACUGUGAAUAUUUAUGUGUAAAAUAUCUUUUUUGUAUAGUAAACGCUAUAGGCUCUUUUUUCUAAUCUCGAUUAUGUUCUGUUUGCAUCCCCACACCGGAAUAAGCGCAUCUCAUUUUCAUUUUAACUCUCUCUCUCUCUCUCUCUCUCUCUCUCUCUCUCUCUCUCUCUCUCUCUCCCCACACCGACCUGGCAUUUCAUUUUAAAACCCAUAUAGGCCUAUCACUGCUUCAGUUGGGCCAAGACACCUGAUGGUCAGUUUUGCAGUUUGAUUAAGUUUUGAGUGUAAAUAAUCAACAAGAUUUAACAAUGAAAUUAUAUUUGUAAAAUAACCCCUAGUGUUCGUCUCACAAUAAUAGGAUGUUCCCCUUUUCCUUUUCACACUUAAUUUAUAAAAUUUUACGUUUGUAACGGUGUUGGAUGCGGGAAAUGCGCUUUGCAUAUUCGUGUGAUA